AUGGAGAAAUUCCUUCGCUCCUGGCGGCAGGAUGCGUUGAACCGUGGCCAGCAUGAUGCGGCAGUCUACAUCGGUGACAAAGUGCUCGCGUUAACUAGUCGCGACUCGGAUGCCUUUUGGUUGGCUCAAGUACAUUUCUCGAAUAACAACUUCACCCGAGCUUUGGCUCUCCUAUCACGGAAGGAUUUGAUCCCCAGAAGUACCGCCUGUCGCUACUUGGCCGCGCAUUGUUAUAUAAAGCAAAACCAGUUUGAACAAGCUCUAUCAAUACUCGGCGACCACAACCCGACUCAUCUGAUCCGCAGCAACAAUAAUAGUAACAGCCGUCGCAAGCUGCAGCAUCUAAAUAGCCAAAGCCAUGUCACUUUACGCAACGGAAAAACCACCGCUUCGCGGAUCGAUCGCGGCGAAGAGCGAGAGCGGGAGGAUGCAAGUAACAUUCGUUUUGAGGCCGCAAUGUGCUAUUUGAGAGGGCUUUGCUUUGCCAAACAGAAUGCGUUUGAUCGCGCUCGUGAUUGCUACAAGGAUGCUGUGCGCAUUGAUGUCCAAUGCUUCGAGGCGUUCGAUCAAUUGAUGAAGAACUCGCUAAUGUCACCUGCGGAGGAGCUCGAAUUUUUGGAAUCACUUGACUUUGACUCUAUCUCGAGUCCGGACCCAUCUGUGUCUCAGGAAGCCGCUCAUUUCACGAAGAUGCUCUAUACCACCCGACUAUCAAAAUACUCGUCCCCUGCAAUUCUUUCCGACGCAACCGAAACACUGUCCACGCACUACAACCUCUCCGAGAAUCCGGAUAUACUGCUUUCACGCGCAGAGGCCCUGUAUACCCAAUGCCGCUUCGCAGAAGCGCUAGAGCUGACUUCGUCGAUUUUGUCGACCUCCCAGUCGUCCACGGCGCUAACAGCGACGACAGCCUCCAUUCCAGCCCAGAACCAUCUGGGUCAUGCGCCUGCCGUGUAUCCCUUACAUCUGGCAUGCUUAUAUGAAACUGGCGCCACCAAUGCGCUAUUCCUUCUCUCUCACACGUUGGCGGAUCAUGCUCCAGAAGAGUCUUAUACCUACCUAGCCAUUGGUGUCUACUAUCUAUCUGUUUCUAAAGUAGCGGAAGCCCGACGAUUUUUCUCGAAGGCAUCUCUGCUAGAUCCUCAUUCAGCGCCAGCAUGGAUUGGCUUUGCUCACACCUUCGCUGCUGAAGGAGAGCAUGAUCAAGCUAUCGCGGCUUAUAGUACGGCGGCCCGACUCUUCCAGGGAAGUCAUUUGCCGCAACUGUUUCUCGGCAUGCAGCAUUUAGCCUUGAAUAACAUGUCGCUCGCCCACGAAUACUUGUCCGCAGCCUAUGCAAUGUCGACGGGCGCAACGUCUGGCUCGGUUCCCGCUCUCCCUCCUACCCCAUCCACUGGAGCGUCCUCCCUGGGCGGCGAUCCGUUGGUACUCAAUGAGUUGGGUGUUGUACUCUACCAUCAAAAUCAUCUUGAACCAGCCGUAAAAUUAUUCCGCCAAGCUCUCAGCCUGGCCGCCUCUCUCAACUGUGAACCAGGAGCAUGGGUAGCCACACGGGCGAACUUGGGCCAUGCUCUGCGUCGCAUUGGACGCUUUACAGAGGCACUAGUUGAGUUUGAUGAAUGUCUUCGUAUCGGUGCUGCAGGUGCUAGCUUCGGGUAUACCCCAUUCUUAGGAGGAAGUGGAGGCAAUGCUUCUGGUGCGGCGUCGUCCGGUGUUGGAGGCUACGAGGACCGCGGCUUGAUUGGCUCACUCCAUACAGCUCGUGGCCUUGUUCUACUCGAACUAAGCCGGACGGUGGAGGCUGUCACCGCUCUCCACGAAGCGGUUCGUGUCUUGGGGGCUAGUGGAGGUGGAGACGCUGCUGCUGGUGCCGGUGUUGCGGGAACACUACUCUCUCGAGCCCUGGAGAUCUGGGCCCUGGAGGGUAACGAGGCUGAGCCGAUGCUGUCCGAAGAAGUCUCACGAGCAGGAAGCGGCAGCCGAAGUUCUAACCGGUCGUCGCGUGACAAAGGAAAGGGCAAAGUUGCCAGGCGACGCGCUAUUCCAGAAGAGCCGUAUUCUGAAGAGUGGACGGAUGAGGUUGCACAGGUCGAUUCUCACAACUUGAGAGGCGGCUCUGAGACACUGGAGGACAAGGUGGAGAUGGAAUUGGACGAUGAGGCCGAUGGACUUCUGCGCCAAGCGAUGAGCCGCGUCCGAGGUGGUCGAAGCAGACGACGACCUAUGUUAAGUCCCGAGGUGGAGGCUAGUGAUACGCCUGAACCUGCUGCGGGUCGUCGGCGAGGGUCGAGAACGUUGAGAACUAACGCUAGACAAUGA
This is a messenger RNA of Aspergillus oryzae RIB40, 2319 nucleotides long. Its product is annotated as anaphase promoting complex subunit CDC16. The transcript is spliced from 2 exons. NCBI's taxonomy places the organism in Eukaryota, Fungi, Ascomycota, Eurotiomycetes, Eurotiales, Aspergillaceae. Gene Ontology annotation, biological process: cell division. The record is from RefSeq and is a predicted model, not a curated record. Gene Ontology annotation, molecular function: protein binding. The coding region runs from base 1 to 2319 and encodes 772 amino acids.